UAGUUGUCAGUGGACAGUGAUAGCGAACAGCUGAUCGAUUGAUUGAAAACAUAACCUAACAUUUGAUAUGAUAAGCAAAACAUAAAUAAGAUUCAAGGGAUCUGAAUAGAAUCCAAUAUGUUAUGUGAUUAAAAUAAUCAAAAAUGAGGUCACUUUUAAUAAAAAGCGUGUGUUUCAGUACGAAGAGCUACCUACAUAGGUGUAUCAAUACGCAACAUCCUAGAGUGCGGUUUGCUCCAAGUCCUACAGGAUAUCUCCACUUAGGAGGGCUACGAACAGCUCUAUAUAAUUAUUUAUUCGCCAAAUCUAAAGGAGGUUCAUUUAUAUUGCGCAUAGAGGACACAGAUCAAUCUAGAAAAGUUGAUGGUUCCGUCGAAGCUUUGGUCAAGGACUUAGAAUGGGCGGGAAUACAGUGUGAUGAAGGACCGACAGCGAAAGGAAAUUAUGGUCCUUAUGUACAGAGUGAGCGGUUAAAUAUAUAUCAAGAACACAUACAGAAGCUACUAGACAAUGGAUCGGCCUACAAAUGUUUUUGCACAGAGAGGCGACUGAACAUAUUAAGGAGAGAUGCUGUAAGGUCCCAGAGGACACCUAAGUAUGAUAACCGGUGUCGGAGUCUUACACAAGAAGAGAUCAAUAAGAAGAUGGAUGCUGGGGUCCCUUCUUGUAUUAGGUUUAAGCUUACUUCAGACUGUCAGUACUUCGAGGACAUGAUCUUCGGAGGGAUAGCAUACGACGUGUCCCUGAACGAGGGCGACCCAGUCCUCAUGAAGAGUGAUGGAUACCCGACAUACCACUUUGCUAAUGUGGUGGACGACCAUCUGAUGGACAUCACACAUGUUUUGCGGGGGGUUGAGUGGCAGAUCUCUACUACUAAGCAUUUGCUUAUUUAUAGAGCCUUUGGAUGGUCGCCGCCGCAGUUUGGGCACAUGCCUCUGAUCGUGAAUGCUGAUGGUACGAAACUCAGCAAGAGACAGAGUGACGUCAAAGUGGAAGAUUACAAGAGAAAUGGGAUAUAUCCCCUGGCGUUAGUGAACUACAUAACUUUGUCUGGCGGUGGAUUUGACCACGUGCCUGGGGCUGGCGUCAGACUCAAGUCCAUGGAAGAUUUGGCUGAAGAGUUUCAGAUCGACAAAAUCUCCUCACACCCAAGCCGCCUAAACCCGGACCUUCUCGAAGAAUGCAACAGACUAGAAAUCAAACGACAGCUAAAAGACGAUCAGCUGUCAAAAACCUUAGUAACAACUUUACAGGAGUUAAUAACCAAAACGUAUCCUCAACACAACUUGAAUUUAACUGAGGAACACGUAACAACCAUUUUAAAUUGGUCUGCCACCCGAAUAUCAAGGAUAGAAGAGUUAGCGUCUAAGAAGUUUGGUUUCCUCUGGAUAUUACCAACAAAUAAAGCAGAGGUUGAUCGUCAAUUAUUAGAGAAAUUGCUUAAAAACUUGGAAGGUCUCGAGAAGUUCGACCAAGGGACUUUAAAGGAGAAUUUAAGGACGUUUUCUACGAACAAUAAUGUAAAGUUUCCGGCGUUAAUGAAGAUGUUGAGGUCUGUGAUCAGCGGCUUGGAUGAAGGACCGGGAGUGGCUGAGAUGAUGGACCUACUUGGUAAGAAUCAGACUCUAGCAAGAAUAAAGGCAGCAGUACGGUAUUGAGCUGUUUUAUUCUGAUCCCUUAUUUUAGUCUCAU
Molecule: messenger RNA, 1692 nt
Organism: Trichoplusia ni (cabbage looper)
Lineage: Eukaryota; Metazoa; Arthropoda; Insecta; Lepidoptera; Noctuidae
Gene: GluRS-m
Product: probable glutamate--tRNA ligase, mitochondrial
Exons: 6
Coding region: 144-1658 (504 amino acids)
Biological process (GO): glutamyl-tRNA aminoacylation
Molecular function (GO): ATP binding; tRNA binding; glutamate-tRNA ligase activity
Source: RefSeq, a predicted model, not a curated record